GCCAGCCUCUUAUUCUAAGUUUUGAUUUUUCUAUUGAAAGUCUCAAACCCUAUUGUAACUUGCCUGGCAAAAACGAUCUAUCAAAUGUUAGAGUUCUUGAGAUUUAUAGGAGAGAUCGAUUUUCUAUUUUAGAGCAAGACUGGAACACAAGGAAUAUUGAGAUUUGGGUGACAAAAGAUACGAUUAAAAAUGGGGAUGGAGAAUCCGUAGAGUGGAUGAAGUUCAUGAAUGUGCUAGUUCCUAUAUGGUCAAAUAUAGUAGUUGACGACUUAGAAAGACCAAGUUACUUCAUCGACGAGAAAAGUAAUGGUCUCGCAUUGUGUUGCAUUAAUAAAAACGGAAAUACGUGUAUUUAUAUUGUCAAGGGAGAUAAGUUUCACGAAAUUGAAAUAAAUGAGUUGGUUGGGUUUGGAACUCGUCAUCUUACAUACUAUCCGAGUUUCGUUCCACUUCCUACUGGGGCGAACGAUGCCAAGUCCCAUUUUGCAUUCCCCAGAGGAGUAGAAGCGACCAAUGGAGUUGGAGAAAACGAAUGGGACGAUGGCUUCUUCGAUAAUGUGAAGAAAAUAAGUGUGGGACAAAGUGAUACUGGCGUGGCCUUUGUCAAAUUUGAUUACUCCAACAACAAGGCAGUUGUAAUCGGAGCCGUUCACGGGAAUGCAACACAUAUUACAUAUGAUGACGUUUUAAUCGAUGAUGAUGACUACAUUGAAGCUGUCGAGGGCACCUACAACGACAACUACAUUACCUCCCUCACGUUCCGGUUGCACAAGAGAAAAAUAGCGCCCCGAUAUGGACCCGAGGAUGGGACGCCAUUUGUGCUCCGAGGAGGAGGAGGCAGGAAGAUAAUCGGGUUUUACGGAAGAAACACUGAUGUCUACCUCACCGCUUUCGGUGUCCAUCGCAACGUCCCCUUCUAGAUUUUUUAUUUCCUACCAAACAUUUAAAAAUAUUACUGCAUCAUUAUUUAUAGUGAUGUUUAAACAUAAUGUUAGAAAGACUUAUUAUUUUACCAUUUUUAUUUGUAGCUAGCAGUGAAAUUAAUAGAUAAGAUGUAUUUUCAUUACAGAAAGGCUUUA
Molecule: messenger RNA, 1079 nt
Organism: Brassica rapa (field mustard)
Lineage: Eukaryota; Viridiplantae; Streptophyta; Magnoliopsida; Brassicales; Brassicaceae
Product: jacalin-related lectin 38
Source: RefSeq, a predicted model, not a curated record